AUGUACCUCACUCUCUACUGCCUCGUCACCCGUCUCCCUGACUCUCUUCGCGCAGUCAGGGACCACUUUCUCGCCCUCUGCCCUACUGAACUCACCGUUGACCUGCUCGAGAAGCAUCGGCUUGCAGCUGAGGCUAGCAUAGUCGCUGAAGGUGCCUCUCGCGGCGACCCCCGCACGCCUUUCUUUGAGGGGUGUUCCCCUUCCCCCAUUCCCCCCUCAGACGCCUCUGCUGCUGCUGUCGACAACCUUGGUGCUGAGGAAGUCGGGGCUGCGUCUGCUUCGAGUGGGAGGCGCAAGGCAGCAGGGGCAAGGGAGGCAAGGGUGGUGGAGGUGACGGCGAGGGAGGCGGUGGUGGAGGCGGUGGGGGCGGUGGGGGCGGUGGCGGGGGUGGUGGCGGCAACGGUGGUGGAGGUGGCCGGGGUGGAGGAGGUGGUGGUGGCGGCAGUGGGCGUGGUGGCGGCGGCAGAGGUGGUGGUUGGGGUGGACCGGCGCAGCGUGGAGUGUUGA
This is a messenger RNA of Closterium sp. NIES-65, 507 nucleotides long. NCBI's taxonomy places the organism in Eukaryota, Viridiplantae, Streptophyta, Zygnematophyceae, Desmidiales, Closteriaceae. The record is from the annotation of a GenBank genome assembly.